AUGGCAGCGGAUCACGGUGAGCUGCUGGCUGAGAUGGCCACGAUCGGGCGUCUGAGUGCCACUGAACGCCUGAAGCAUGCCCAGAAGCGUCGUGCUCAGCAGCUGAAGACCUGGGCGCAGAUGGAGAAGGAUGCAGCACGAGGGUCAAGGGCCAAAGCAGAUAAGAAGAAGGCGCGCACCACCAAAAUUAAAUUUUCAAACGCCAUCACCCUGCUAGAUGCAGCUGCACGCAAUGACCUGGAGGAGGUGAGGGAGCUGCUUAACAGUGGCAUCAGCCCAGAUCUGGUCAACGAGGAUGGACUGACAGCCCUACAUCAGUGCUGCAUUGAUGACUUUGUGGAGAUAGUGCAGUGCCUGCUGGAUGCUGGUGCCUGUGUGAAUGCCUGUGACAGUGAGCUGUGGACACCGCUGCAUGCUGCUGCCACCUGUGGACACACUGGACUAGUGCAGCUCCUGAUUCAGACAGGGGCUGACCUGCUGGCUGUCAAUGCGGAUGGCAACAUGCCCUAUGACCUUUGUGAGGAUGAGGCCACCCUUGAGCUGCUGGAGAUGGUUAUGGCUGAACAGGGGAUAACUCAGGACCGUAUAGAUGAAUGUCGAGGGGCUAAAGAGGCAGCCAUGCUGGCUGACAUUCAGGCUCUGGUUCAGAACGGAGCAGACUUAAACGCUCAGGACAAUAAUGGAGCAACACUGCUCCAUAUAGCGUCUGCUAACGGCUACAUGUCUGUGGCGGAACUGUUGCUAGAGCACAGGGCUCAGGUGGAGGGGAAGGACUCUGAUGGCUGGACGCCGCUACAUGCCGCCUCCUGCUGGGGACAAAUCCAAAUGGUGGAACUGUUGGUGGCCCAUGGAGCCAGUUUAAACACCAAGUCUGUCCUGGAGGAGACUCCUCUGGAUGUGUGUAUGGAUGAAGAGGUCAGAGCAAAACUGAUAGACUUAAAGCACAAACACGAUGCUAUCAUGAAGAGCCAGGACCGGCAGAAGGGCACACUGCAAAGACGAGCCUCUAGUACUGGCAGCAGAGGUAAGGUGGUACGUCGUGUCAGUGUGAACGAGCGCUCCAGUCUGUACCGGCGGGAGCACCACAAAGAGGCCAUGGUGUGGCAGGAGCGCGGCGGACAGCCAGAGCCACAGGACGACGAUGAGGACAGACAAACGGACAAUGAGCUGCAUCAGCAUGCCACCAUGGUUGCUGGUGGUGGAGCCACGUCACGUUUAGAAGAACUGGAGGCUGCUGACAGGAAAAUUGUGUCCAGCCUAGGUAAUGGAGGGACCUCUGUUUCUCUGGCCUCCUCUGUACCUGGAGAGCUGUGGAGUGGUGGAGGUCGCAUGGAUCGCAGCGCCUCCUACCAGCUCAGCCCUGCAUCUGGAGCCGGGUUAGGGUCUGCAGAGGGCGAGGGGGCGGACAGUAUGACUCGGGAGAAAUCGCACCACACCCUGGCUGACCUGAAACGCCAGCGGGCAGCUGCCAAGCUCAAUAAGUACCCAGCACCUCCACCACCCCUGCCCUCUUCCUUAGAGGAGGAGCCUUCUGUGGCAGCAGCCGAGGCGACAACCACGCAGGCCCAGCCAGAGCUCCAAAUGACCCCCAACGCAGAGGAGGUGGCCUACACGAGCCAGGUGUACUUCACCCCAGCCAGUGGAGAUCCUCCGCUGCUGAAACUCAGAGCCCCUGAGGAGGACCAGUCUAACAAUAAGGAGCCUUGCUGUGGACUCAUGUAGACAGCCUGACACACACACACACACACACACACACACACACACACACACACACACAUACACACUGCCUACAGAGUGGAGAAGCUGGGCAUGUUACACUCCAAAGUGGCAAAAACCUUUCAAAACAGACAUGCUUGAAAUUAAUCACUGAAGACUGUAAGUUAAAGCCACAUGCCAAUGAGGGUUUACACUGAAGGUCCUAGCAUUCCCUGUUGCUUCUUCUUAUUUAGGAGCUGCACGACCUGUUGGACGUCAGGUGUCUAUUUAGUGACUCAGAGGAGAAUUACAGAUUCCGGUAUUGCAAUCACAAGCAAAGAUUUACUUUGCUCAGUGUUUAUUCAUUACUUUACUCAUCCUCAACUACUGCAGAAUUACAUUUCAUUGAAAAGCCUUAGAAUCAUGUAUAAGUUGAAUUAUCCAUGUAAAGCUGAAUGAAAUUUAAUUGAGAGCUCAAGAUGAUUUGUUUAAAAUGAAGAAUGAGGUUAUAGUUCUGUUUUCUUUACUGAGUGCUAUGACGGGUAUGUGAUCCACAUUUGCAUAGAUUAACAUUAUAAGCAAGAUGUUUUUUGCGGUAAGGAGAUUUCUUGGUCAUGAUAGUUUCAGUAUACGGUAUAGCUAUUCUGAAUUUAAAUUUACACACAGGUGUAAACAAGGACUGUUUCCUUGCUUGAUUUUUUUUUUUUCUUGGACUGAAAAUAUACUGACAUUUACUUUUGUUACUUUUCCAGUGCACAAAAAGCCUACAUUUAUUUGUAAUGCUGCAAUUUGUAAAUUGUUUGUCUCUAAAAGAAUGUGAGCUAAUCGUUAUUUAAAUUAGUGGAUAAUUUACUCAGCCCAUCAUUAUCACUUCUAGAUUUCUAUUUUUCUACCCUCUAAAUGGAAUCACAUUAUUUAUUCUAUCUGAUACUGAAUACGGCCUACAGUGUACAGUUCUUGUACCAUUUUUUGAAAAAAAGAUAAAAGUAUGAAGGCAAGAUAUUUAUCAAAGAGAUAUAGUUUUAUUGUCAAACCAAGUAAACGAUGAUAUGAUGGUGAUAUGAUUAUUUGUCAAAGGUUGGUGCCUUCUUUAGGUGGCAGAUUUGAUAUAGGUUUGCAAUGCUUGCACAAAGUCCCACAUGUAAAUUUGGUGAGCAGUGGGAUAAAAUGAUUAUCAGAUAUGGACUCCAACUUGAUGUGCUGUCAAUGCACUCUAAUUUCUGUUUUGCAUUUCAGUUUUGUUAGUGAUUUUUACUGAGCCCUGUUAGAAAAACUAAAUAUAAAAAUGUUUUCACAAAUGA
This is a messenger RNA of Siniperca chuatsi (mandarin fish), 2996 nucleotides long. RefSeq names its product protein phosphatase 1, regulatory subunit 16A (gene ppp1r16a). Gene Ontology annotation, cellular component: cytoplasm. The coding region runs from base 1 to 1722 and encodes 573 amino acids. The record is from RefSeq and is a predicted model, not a curated record. The transcript has 10 exons. Gene Ontology annotation, molecular function: enzyme inhibitor activity; protein binding; phosphatase regulator activity. NCBI's taxonomy places the organism in Eukaryota, Metazoa, Chordata, Actinopteri, Centrarchiformes, Sinipercidae.